This is a messenger RNA of Maylandia zebra (zebra mbuna), 969 nucleotides long. The record is from RefSeq and is a predicted model, not a curated record. Lineage: Eukaryota; Metazoa; Chordata; Actinopteri; Cichliformes; Cichlidae.
AUGAUCAUCUUAUGGAUUACAUUGUUUUUUCUUCACCAAGGAUAUUCUCUGGUUCCAGUUAAAACUGUUCAGCUUGGUGAACCAGCAACCUUAACAUGUGCUAUUCCCAAAGAGCUCAGCAUUAGAGGAGUCAACUGGUACAAGCAGAGUGUCGGGGAUACUCUUAAAUUAAUAGUUACACUGUAUAAAUCUACAGCUGAUUUUGGUCCUGGAUUUUCGAGCUUAAGAUUUGGAGUAUACGAUGGUAAGAAUUUUACCAGCUUGACCAUUUUAAAGACAGUUCAAGAGGAUGAGGGACUCUAUCACUGUGCAAACACAGAAUGGAUUGGAACUACAUGGAGUGGGAUGUAUUUGUUAGUAAAAGGAAACACUCAGAGGACAUCAAACUAUGCAGUCAGUCAGUUGCUGAUAGAAUCGAAUCCAGUCCAUCCAGGAGACACAAUGACUCUUCAGUGUUCAGUCUUCUCUGACUCUGAGAACAAGACAUGUCCAGGAGGUCUCAAUAUUCUCUGGUUCAGAACUGGAUUAAAUAAUAUUUAUCCAAACACCAUCUACACUGACACAAAUAGCUAUAAUGAAUGUGAGAAAAAAUCUGACUCACAGGAGAGGUGUCUUUAUCACUUCUCUAAGAAUGUCAGCUCCUCUGAUGCUGGGACUUACUACUGUGCUGUGGCCACAUGUGGGGAGAUAUUAUUUGGAAAUGGAAUUACACUGGAUACUCGAGCACUGAAGAUCUCCUCUAUAGGAUUCAAAAAUGGGGAAUAUGCUGGGAGGAGCUGCAUCAUCAAACAAGGUUAUAGUGCAAACCACUCUAUGACAAGUGGGGAUAUGGAAUCGGACAACCUCAUUGGAGAUGGCAGCACACAUGGUUAUGUUGGCACCCCUCUGUCCUGGAACUGUGAAAGUAGCCCUGUACCCAAUGAGGUCCCUUCCAUGUUUCCUCACUUUGCAGAGACUGAACAUAAAUGA